Molecule: messenger RNA, 1920 nt
Organism: Oldenlandia corymbosa var. corymbosa
Lineage: Eukaryota; Viridiplantae; Streptophyta; Magnoliopsida; Gentianales; Rubiaceae
Source: the annotation of a GenBank genome assembly
AUGACUAGAAACGACAACGUUCGGAUCACUUCAUGCUCCCUGAAGCUACACCAUUAUGAUCUUUCUCCUCCUCUAUUCUCUUCUCCUCCUCCUUUAUUCUCAAACCUCCUCGAAAAUACACAAAGAAGCCCGCCAAAAUUUCCCAAUUUCAAAUUCAACCCCAAAACCUCCCUCUUCCUCAACUUCACUAAGCCCCUAAAGUUUCCAAAUUUCUUCCACUCCCGUCCUCCCCUGAAGCCGCUGUUUGCUUCCAUCUCGACUUCUCAGAACAAUGGCGGCGGCGGUUCAGGUGGGGCGACUCAGUCGGUGCCGGCGGCGAAACGUUCGAGUUGGGGGGAAAAGAUAAUUUUGAUCAGCGAAGUGUUGGUGCGGAACAAAAACGGGGAAGAACUUGAAAGCAAGGAUUUGGAAGCGGAAGCAUUGAAUGCCUUGAAGGCGUCUCCCCCGAAUUAUGCUCCACCUCUUCGUGACGUUCGAGAAGAUGUCCGCAAAAUCCUUGCUACUGGAUAUUUCUCCUCUUGCAAUCCCGUGGCAAUUAAUACCCGGGAUGGCAUCCGGCUUGAGUUUCAGGCUCUUAGCUUUAUCCAAUUUUUAAUUCAUAUCAACUUGUUUUGGCAUAAGUUUUUGGAGGACACUUUCCGUGAUGGAUAUGGAAAGGUGAUUAACACCAGGCAUCUGCAUAAAGCUACAAAUUCGAUUGAUGGUUGGUACACGGAGAGGGGUCUUGUUGGAAAGGGUGAUUGGAGUUUCUUAAUCCUGGUUGAUUCUCAGGUAUCAGGUUUGCUAUCCUAUCAGGAGGAAUCAUUGGAAUUCAAAUGUCAGAAACAGAAUGGAGAGCCAACUGUCGGGAACACAAGGCCAGAAACGAUUCUGCGUCAACUUACUACCAAGAUAGGCCAGGUAUACAGUGUGCUUCAGGGCAAAAAGGAUGAAAAUACACUCUUAGCCAUGGGCAUAUUGGAAGGUGCUAGUAUAGUACCCCAGCUUGCUGAAGAAUCGCUUGGACAAUUGAUGAUCACGAAUGGGUCUCUUGCUGGAUUGAUUGGAAGCUUCACUAUACACCAUAAUAAUCUCUUUGGGAAGAACCAAAAACUUAAUUUAUCACUGGAGAGGGGAAAAAUCGACUCAAUAUUUAAGAUCAACCACGCAGAUCCAUGGAUUGAAGGAGAUGAUAAGAGGACGUUAAGGUCAAUCAUAAUUCAGAAUUCAAGAACCCCUGGUACUCUUGUCCACGGAACCCAGCCUGAUAAUGGUAACUUCACCGUUGGCCGUCUCACUGCUGGAAUUGAAUAUGGUCGGCCAAUUAGACCAAAGUGGCAUGGAUUCGCAGGGCUUACUUUUCAGCGUGCUGGUGCUCGGGGUGACAGAGGCAAUCCACUUAUAAGUGAUUUUUAUGGCAGCCCACUUACUGCAAGUGGCAAUGCCCAUGACAAUAUGUUGCUUGCUAAAGUUGAAACUAUUUAUACUGGUUCUGGGGAUCCUGGUUCUUCAAUGAUUUGUUAUCUUGAUUUCAAAAUGGAACAGGGGAUUCCUUUAUUGCCAGAGUGGCUUGUUUUUAACAGAGUGAAUGCACGUGCAAGUAAGGGUUUAAUGGUUGGUCCUGCUCACCUUGAUUUAAGUGGCAAUGGUGUGCGAGGCUAUGAAGGAGCCCUUGGAUCGGGCCGUUCUUUCUUAAUGGGUUCUGGAGAACUUUCAUUCCCAUUGACAGGGCCAGUGAAAGGGGUCGUAUUUGCUGAUUAUGGGACUGAUCUUGGAUCUGGACCUACAGUUCCUGGUGAUCCUGCUGGUGCAAGGCUGAAGCCUUGUAGCGGAUAUGGUUAUGGAGUUGGUAUUCGUGUGAUAACGCCUUUGGAUCCGCUGAGGCUUGAGUAUGCAUUUAAUGAUCAACGAAUAGGGAAGUUGCAUUUUGGUGCUGGCUAG